CCGUCCCCUUCGCGACCAUCGAUUCUCGACUCGCGAGAAGAAACCCUACGCUUCCAAGAAAAAGCAGCAGAUAAAGGAGGCGAAGUCAGGGGACUUUGAUGCCGAAGACAUCGUCGUCUCCCUCGCCCACCAUCACUCCCAUGAACCAAAUCAUCAAAUCUCAACUCCUACCCCACCAAACCCUAACACCCAAUCCUCCUCCUCCCCUGCCGCCGCCCGUUUCAUCCGCGGCCGCCAUCGAUGACGAGGUCGAUCUCCUUCACUCCUCCUUCCAUCACCAUCACCACCACCACCACCACCACCAAUCGCUGCUCAUGGACGACGACGACGACCCCAGCUCCCAGGCCCCCGAAACCCUAGUCCACUCCCACUCCCACUCCCACUCCCCCUUCUCAUCCCUCCUCCUCCGCGAUGAUGACGAGGAUGAGGAACCCGACGAGGACGAGAUCGACGCCGAGGAAUCCCUAAUCGAAGACCGGAAGCCCCUUCCGACUGCCGCCACCGCUCCGCCAGAUUGUUCUUUCGGCGAAGCGUCAGCCGUUGACGUCCCUCCGGCGGCGCCCCGCAUCGACCCGAGCCCUCAUGUCUCCUCCCAAUUUUACACUUUUAACCGCCAAUCGCACGCCCUGAUGGUGCGCUGCAUCCUCGAAGGCCGGCUCGCGACCCCGGAGGAGAUUCGUUGCGCCACGCCCCGAUCCGUGCUGAAGUCAUGGCGCUCUGUCUGGAAGGACCGCAACGAGGACACGGCAUACCUCACUGCGUGGAAGCGCAUCCAGGACAAGCUCCACGCCCACAUGGAUGGUGUCCUGCCCGCGCUCUUGUUCAAAAACAACUCAGCGCAGCGAGUCUCGCAUGUGGACCAGUGGGAGGAGAUCGUCACCACUGCCCAUGCCGACCCCGACCUGCUGCGGCAUCUUGGGUUGAAGGAGACUGUCGACCGGAUUAAGCAGUCCUGGACGGUUGGUGCCAAGUUCUACGGUAUCCCAGAGUCGUUCAUCCGCGUUUGCGUGGCUUCCUGCCCGAUCUGCUCCUCUGCCUCCUCUCUGACAUCUCGUGGAAGCAGUGCUCUGGCACGGUCCAAAAGGCGGCGUUUUGAGUACACUGAGUCCUUUGAAGUGCCUGCAAAGGAUGUGCAGCGACACCUUCAGCAGCUUGCUGCCAAGCACAAGGUAGCGCUUUGCAUCCGCCAGAAAUACAUUAGGUACAAGCCUUUCAUGGCUGAAGUGAAGGAUUAUGCUUGCCACCGAGCUGGGGAGCCGACGUCUGCCAGUGCUUCAGCUAAGAAAGCUAGGGUUUUGAAGAGGGAACCUUACCAGUCUAAGCGUUGUGGAUGUGGGUUUCGCAUAAGGGCGAUUGUGCCCAUAAUGAACUACAAUGAAAAGGACAAGACUUUUGUGUACCAGGAGGAGGGCACUGCCAUGUUCAAGCUAUAUGCAGUUCAUUCUGGGCAUGAGCCCGGUCCGCUUGAUGGGAAUGCUAGGAUCAUCCACCGAGUAAUUGGGAACAAGGGGGCUUUUGAUAUCGAUCCAGAGGUUUAUGGGGUUAGGGAAGAUAUGGAGCCUGAGUCAUUUGUUAGCCUUAUGGGGAAGGAUGACAGAGGGGAUUCACAUCACAUGGUUCUGCAACAGGUCCAAGAACUCAGGGUCGAGGUUGGUAUAUUGGAAGGAAGAAUUACUAAAAUGAGCCCAGAGAUGCUGCGAUCAUUGUCACGUGAACUGUCUGAUAUCUUGCUCAAAUUGAGGAGGUUGGGUGGGGGAGUGCAUCACUCAGAGGAAACAUUGGUAGGUGAUGGUGAGGUCGCACAAUGGGGAAAUAACGACGAUCAUCAUCUUGAUAGACAUGAUAGGAUAUUUAGUAAGGAGGCUGAGAUGAUUGAAGAGGAGGAUCCAGAUUUUGGUUCAGAUCUUGGAGCCAUCGUGCCAUGGGAGAGGAUGACCGCAGACUGUCAGGAUAGGAAGAUGCUUAUGAGGGAUAGCUUGAAGCCUGAUAAGUGGAUAUUGAAAGAACACUGCAGUGAUUUUGAUGAGAAGAGCAUUCUUUGUGGUGAGGAUGAGGAAUCUAAACUAAUAAAACCCUUGACAGAUUCAAGUCUGGUAGGGAUGCACGUGGAUGGUUUUUAUGCCGACAAUACCAAGUGGUAUGACUCACCAAGUGGCUUAGAUCCUGGUACAGAUUCUGGAGAUGGUGGUUUUAGGCAUGGAGGAAUGGUGUGAAGCAAGGCUGUGCUUAUUUUUCCCUUAUUAGAGAUGGAAGGAAAGGAAGCAACUUGUAAAUUCUGUACACUAAAGAGAAGUUCUGGGCCCACCAUUCUAUUAUCAGGAAUAGGUCUUAGGUGGAUAUUCGCUGCAGUUCCCAUGUUCGUUAAACACACAUUUGCCUGUCAUCUAGCUUUCCUUUUUUUUCCCUGUGGAUAUCUGAUAGUGGUUGAUUGUGCUAUA
Molecule: messenger RNA, 2438 nt
Organism: Musa acuminata subsp. malaccensis (wild Malaysian banana)
Lineage: Eukaryota; Viridiplantae; Streptophyta; Magnoliopsida; Zingiberales; Musaceae
Source: RefSeq, a predicted model, not a curated record